UACACCUGUAAGUGCGCAGAAUGUCAAGCGUGACGUUGCUAAUGUGCACAGGUGUCGGUUGUUGAGGUGGCAGGGCAGAGUAUUCUCACUGUGAGAACUUUGUUCGUUUUUGACGACGACCGAAGCAUGAAAGACGAAGUCAUUUUUGUAAGAAAAGAUCUGGACACUUGCCAAAGUAGGCUGCUGGAAUAAUUAUUUGCGCGCUACGCUAAAUGCGAACGCGAGGCUUUAUCACUCUCACGUCAACUGCUGCUGAGAACGAGAUGAUUUAACUCCGGAUAAUGUCAUAUUGCCCACUGAACUCGCUACCCCAAGUCUUCGCUCUGGCGGUUCAAGGUAGUGCGAAAUUGCUCACAGAUAACGGGGAGACAAUACAUUAAGACAGGAAACAGCGGCUGUGGGUCAAACAGAAGACGCAUGUUGAACUAUGGAGAUGUAUACUCCGAGGAAACUUUGCAUCUUGCUGUCGUUCACAUUUUUCUUGUUUUUUACAGGUGUGUUGGCCCAGAUCCAGAUGCCGCAGAGGACCAUGGAAGUGAUCGAGGGUCAGAAAGUGGUGCUGCAGGCCUGGUACAGCCCCAGCUCCAUCACUGGCAAGAACACCGUUCUCUGGAACUUUGUGGCCAAUAACACCCAACUGAUCAUCUCGUACACCCCAGACUCGAUCAGUUUUGGCAGCCCCCAGUUCGGGGAGCGUGUGGGCUUCACGGCCACCAUGCCCUCGGCCAACCUGUCCCUGUACAUCAACAACACGCAAGAGUCGGACUCAGGACGCUACCUCUGCCAGGUCAUCAUCCCCGGGGCCCAGGGCCUGACUGGUGAACUUAGCCUCAACGUCAAUGUCCCUCCUGCUGUCCCAGAGUGCUCUCUGUCAGGGAAGCCAGUUCUGAAGGGCAACGUCACACUGAGCUGCAAGUCCAAGUCAGGAAAGCCCAUCCCAAUGUAUAAGUGGAAGAAGACCAGCCCCCCGUCCGAGGUCUUCUUCUCGCCCAUGCUCAAUGAAAAAACGGGCACGCUGAAGCUGAGCAACUUGAGCAGCAGCAUGUCGGGGAAGUACGUUUGUACAGCCAGCAACACAGCUGGCAAUGACAGCUGCUACAUCAACCUGGAGGUCAUUACCUCAACUAACGCAGGGAUGAUUGCUGGAGCCACGGUGGGCUCUGUGUUGGUCUUCAUAUUCAUCAUCCUCUUCCUCAUCUACCUUCUGAGGCGAAAGAGAGACUAUGAAGAGGACCGGGCCAACGACAUCAAGGAGGACGCUCAGGCGCCCAAGCGCAUCUCGUGGGCCAAGAGCGCCGGCUCAGGAUCGGACGUGGUCUCCAAGAAUGGCACACUCUCCUCCAUCACCACCACUGCCAACAGGCCCCACCAGAGGGAGCCCUCGUCCCACCACCAGCACAACCACCACCUCCAGCAUUAUCCCCAACGCCCUCCCUCUGACACAGCCUCCAUCAUCACAGCCACAGGCAGCGUCUCUGGCUACUGCGCUGGACCACGCCAUGGAUCCUCCAUCAAAGGCCACGCCGUGCCGGAUUACGGCUACAACGUGGCUACACCCCUGCCCCGAGGUCAACCGGCUAAUUCUGCAGCAUCCAGUGCCAACGGUAGCCCCAUGCCAAGAACCAAGCACCCACAGUCCUAUAUCCAGCCCCAGGCAGCACCUGCUUCCCCACGCCCACCACCUCUGCCCACCAUUGUGACUGCGUCCAACAUCUCCCGCAUGGGAGGUGUGCCCAUCAUGGUGCCAGCUCAGAACCAGGCUGGUUCGCUGGUGUAACACCAGUCUGCUAUGGUGCAUUGUACCUUUACCCUUCAACGCUGUACUUACUCACAUAGAUUUUCAAAAGGAAAAUAUUCAACUGCCACUAAGAUAUGUCUAACUCGAGCAUUAAAGCUUGAAUUGGCCUUCGAGAAGCUGGGGCAUUUGACCCGGUCAAAAUGCAGUGAGAUCAUUAGUAAGACCUUAAAAGAGAUGGACUGUGUUGCUACAUAAGGCAGUUUUAUUUAAUUAAGUAUAUGGAAGUACUUUUAUUUUUUUUUACACUUUUUAUACUCAGUUUGUAUGCGAAGGAUGCAUAGAUCUGGAUUUCAUACAUUUGUGCAGUAUCUUUUUUUAAAUUAUUGUUGUACUAUCAAUCAAUGUAUUUUUUACAAAGUUUUCCAAUGCAACUUUUUUCGAGAUUGUAUUUACUCGAUCUACCACGUCCUAUGAAGGCCAUUCUAUGACAUCACUUUAAAAAUGGGGACAAGAUGUCAUGAUACCCACUGGUCAAUGCGUGUGUCUUGCCUGUGUAUUACAGCAAGAACAGUCAAUGUGUGGAUCCCACUGAUGUUUUACUUUAUGCAUUUCGUGUAGAUUUUAUCGAUAUGACAACUGUAGAUUAGGACCAAAUAAAAUACAUAUAUGUUUAAUUGUCACAUAAACGGAUAGGUGCAGUGAAAUGUGUUUUACAGGGUCAGCAAUAGUAGUACGGCACCCCUGGAGCAAAUUAGGGUAAUGUGCCUUGCUCAAGGGCACAUUGACAGAUGUUCACCUUGUUGGCUGGGGUAUUCGAACGCUCUAAGCGCUAGGUUACCUGCCGCCCUGUGCUUCAAACCAAAUUUGCAUAUAUUAUUAUUUAUAUUCUCAAAUAUGGUGGACUACUGCUGAAUACCUGUCUAGCCACAUGCAAUUAAGAAAGAAGAAAAGACUGGGCAUACUAGAAUGACAUUUUCUGCAACAUUUUCUAAAUCCUAGGUAACCGUUACCUUUUCAUGUACCUUGUAUAAAACUUCAUGCCGACGCUCUUUAGACACAGCGCUUAAAACAUGACUAUUUUACCGCAUAGGAAUAGCUUAUAGUAUAAAAUACAAUUUGACACCUUUUGUCAAUUACAUUUGAAUUUAUCGACUAAGAUAUAUAACCACUAUGGUUCCACCAUUGAGUUGUAAUGAUUUUUGGUUGCUCUCCACAAGGAAAUUGUAAAUAAGAUAUUUACUAUUUUUAUUUCGAUUGUACUUGAGGCUAUUCGUUGAAUCGUAUGUGACGGACUGGAUACAAAACCAAAGAUGUUUCAACUUGUCAACAUCCCAAACUGAUGACCAAUAUAUUAAUGGAUAUAGGCCCAAAAGGUGUCACAUAAUGAGUCUAAGAUGAGGCACUUGUGUUUCAUACGAGACAUAAAAAAUUACAAAGUGAUUUUGGCUAUGUCACUGAUCAAACUACCCUUGAGUCAAUCUGGACUUCUUUGAAAGCAUUUACUUUGGCAAAACUCUGUCCAAUUUUUACCCUUAGUCUUGAUUGCUCUAUUCAGACAUGUCUGUGUGUAGCAAGGUAAUGGUGUUCUGCUAGGUUAUGAACAAGAUACUUGUAGCACACCCAAGAAACAAAGUGUGGCACACAAGACUACCCAUUAUAUAUGAAGUGGAGGUUUGUGUCCCUUUAAAUCUGAGGACUGGUUCAUAUUAAUGGUUUGUGUCCCUUUAAAUCUGAGGACUGGUUCAUAUUAAUGGUUUGUGUCCCUUUAAAUCUGAGGACUGGUUCAUAUUAAUGGUUUGUGUCCCUUUAAAUCUGAGGACUGGUUCAUAUUAAUGGUUUGUGUCCCUUUAAAUCUGAGGACUGGUUCAUAUUAAUGGUUUGUGUCCCUUUAAAUCUGAGGACUGGUUCAUAUUAAUGGUUUGUGUCCCUUUAAAUCUGAGGACUGGUUCAUAUUAAUGGUUUGUGUCCCUUUAAAUCUGAGGACUGGUUCAUAUUAAUGGUUUGUGUCCCUUUAAAUCUGAGGACUGGUUCAUAUUAAUGGUUUGUGUCCCUUUAAAUCUGAGGACUGGUUCAUAUUAAUGGUUUGUGUCCCUUUUAAAACUGAGGACUGGUUCAUAUUAAUGGCUGGAGUUGAAUAGAACAGCUUAAAUGAAGCAUAUGGUUUUCCUUCUAAGCCUAUCCUCAACUUCUAUAUCACUGGAGAAUAGCUAUUGCCAGUACACUGGAGCAGAGAGACACUGUUGGAGCUAGGAACACAAGCAUUUCUCUACACCUGCAAUAACAUCUGAUAAACAUGUGUAUGCGACCAAUAAAAUGUUAUUUGAUUUGAUGAAAGAAAUGUAUGUGCACAGAAAAAAUAAAAUAAAAUAUGCGCACAGACCAUUUUUGCUGUGUGGGAGACUAGCUCAGACUCUAAAUAACAUAGUUUGUGACAUGCUUGUAUGUGUAGUGGUAUUCAAUGGCAAAUGCUUUUGCUGUUUUAAAGAUGGAAAAAUAUGAAACAAUAUUCAAGACUGGCCUUUUGUGAUACUGUAAUGUAUAUGCAUUAUGUAACAGGGAUAGAAUUACAAAACAGGAACACAAAAUGAUAACAUUGAAUAUCACGGAACAUUAAUAAAUACUAGUAAUCGAUUAGUUCUAACUGAUAAUGUAAGAAGACACACUGAUGGCUGCUGUGCUAAUGUAUGUAUUUAUGUUCAAACAUAGACCACUAUGUCGAGUGUUUAAGUUUCUUCAACUUGUAUGUAUAUUGAAAAUACUCUAUCAAUAUUUUUAAUAAAACGAUGAAUGGUUAUAAA
This is a messenger RNA of Oncorhynchus kisutch (coho salmon), 4536 nucleotides long. RefSeq names its product endothelial cell adhesion molecule a (gene esama). The record is from RefSeq and is a predicted model, not a curated record. The coding region runs from base 428 to 1777 and encodes 449 amino acids. Gene Ontology annotation, biological process: homophilic cell-cell adhesion. NCBI's taxonomy places the organism in Eukaryota, Metazoa, Chordata, Actinopteri, Salmoniformes, Salmonidae. The transcript has 7 exons. Gene Ontology annotation, cellular component: adherens junction; plasma membrane. Gene Ontology annotation, molecular function: cell-cell adhesion mediator activity.